UGAAUGUGCAUUUGAGAGAAGGAACAGGAACAUAAGAUUGCAGAUCACAGGUGAAGGAGUGUAUACGCACAGCACCUCAAACAUGACUAGAUUAUUAUACUUCAUAUGUCUUGUCCUUAAACAGUGUGUGUAUGCUGUGUUUGUACUGCGCGUGUCUCAACCAGAGUCAGCAGUGAGAGUUCAGCCUGGACACUCUACAACUCUUCCGUGCUUCACACCAGAUGAUGGACACUUUAAAGUGUUCUGGUUCAAAAUACAAAACAGUUCUGCUCCAGUUUUUGUGGCUUUGGCUGAAUCAGACAAAACUGCCAUAAUAAUUGGAGACAAAUUUCAGGAUCCCACAAAGUAUACAUUAGGAUGGAACAAGCUCAGCUUCAGUCUCUCAGUACUGAACAUGGAGCAAACAGACAUCGCCGUGUACUACUGUGGGAUUAUUAUUUAUCGAGAGAUGUAUUUUGGAAAUGGAACAAGACUGAUGUUUGAAGAGCAUUUUAACGGGACAGAAAAAAAUGAGGAAAAGGAAGAUGACUGUAGGAAUCAGUUUGUCUUUGUUUGGCCAACACUGAUAACAAUCAUUGUGAUGUCCAUACUUCUCAACAUCAUUCUGUUCUACAUCUUAAAGAAACAUAGAGCAGGCAUUUCACAAACUAACGGCAGUCAAAAUUCAAAAACGGAGGAGAUGAACUAUGUAGCAUUAACAUUUGCUCACAAUCAGAAGAAAAUUAAACAGAGACCGAAAAAAGAUCAAGAGCCCCAGGUAACAUAUGGAGCUGUGAAACAUCAAGAGAAUUAAUGUAUUUGAACCAAUACAUUAAUAACCAAUUCAAAGAAUUUUAUUUUACUAACAAUUAAAAUGCUAAAUGCCAGUUUUGACCUGUAUAAUUUGUGCCGUGAAGUAAAUAUGCUACAGUGUGCAAUGUCAUGCCCCACUGACUGCUUCAAUAAUACAAUAUUUCUGUUGUCUAAUGCAUCAGAAAAUAGUUUUUUUUUUUUUGUUACUAGUUUUUGAUCAAGUUCUUGUGUACUAAUAUUUCACAUGCAUGAAAAACACACAAGA
Carassius auratus (goldfish) is the source of this 1057-nucleotide messenger RNA. RefSeq lists its product as uncharacterized. The transcript is spliced from 6 exons. The record is from RefSeq and is a predicted model, not a curated record. The coding region runs from base 83 to 793 and encodes 236 amino acids. Gene Ontology annotation, biological process: response to bacterium. NCBI's taxonomy places the organism in Eukaryota, Metazoa, Chordata, Actinopteri, Cypriniformes, Cyprinidae.